AUGUCUGACAGGCGGGAUUCAGAAAAAGAAAAACUCAGUACUCUUUCUGAUGUGGCAAAAUUCAACUACGCCUUGAAGCAGUUUCAGACACUGAUUGGAAAAACAGUCGCCCAGAAGAGGGAGGAAAGAUUAGGGAUGUACAUUAAAGAUCAGGAUGAAAUAGAUUAUGAUACAUUCUAUGAGACAGUACAAACCCUCUUUGGUCCAGAAGUGAAGGAUCAAGAUGUUAAGACCUUUUUCAGGAAGAUUAGCAACAACCCUGAUGGAAGGAUAGAAUGGUGUGAGAUCUUUGGCUACUUUAUAGUAGAAGGUGAUGCCCUUGCUUCCCAGCUAGAUGAAGAAAACAUGGUUUUCCUGGUGUCCCGAAGACAGCGAAUUACAAAAGCAGGUGUCAAGAGACGAGAUGUGAUUAAGUGUAUAGCAAAGGUGCCACAGUUGGAUUUCAUGAUAACAGCAUCUCAGAAGGGAACGUUAACCAUUUUUAACAGUCAGAUGAGGGCUCUGACAAGUACAAACAUUGCAGAUAGUUCCUGGGUUACUGGAUGCGAUUAUCUUACUCAGCUCAAACGGGUUGUUGCUGUAACUGAAAGGACUGUUGUCAUCUGGGAUUAUAAAUCACAAGGCAGCUGCCAGGAUAAUUGCUUCAUCAUCAAACCAAUGGAACAUUGUCUGCUCUGUGUUUGUACGGUGAAUUUAGGAGAUCAACUAGCUAAGGAUGACAUCCUAAUGGGAGAUGAUGGGGGUCAUGUCAACCUUUUUACAGUGACCAGUGAUGACUUUGGACUAAAGCAAUCCAAAGCCAAAAAGAAAUCACAAUUACAGAUCCUGGACUCCAGGAAAUUCAAGAAUAUUAAACGAAAACUCCAUGAUGACUGGGUUGUGAAGGUUAAGUUUAUCUCUGUCCUGAAUUGUUUCGGAUCCUGCUCCUUAGACAGUGUUCAUUCGUUCGUUUUGGAUGACUUAAAGAGACUAGAGGACAACAUACCUGUCCGGGAGUUUUCUGUCCCAAGAGGAGUUAAUGCCUUCACAUACUGUGGAAAAGCAAAUAUCAUCGUUACUGGAGGUGAUGAUAAAGUUCUCCGUUUAUGGCAUCCCAAUAUAAACACCAAGCCAGUGGGGAAGCUGUUGGGACACUUAUUUAGUGUCAUGGAGAUUGUCACAAAUGAAAAAGAUCAGCACAUUAUUAGCCUUUCAACUGCAAAGGUUUUUAGAGUGUGGGAUAUACAGACCCUUUCGCUGCUGCAGAUCUUCCACGAUAGUCAGGGGAAACCUGCAGAAAUGCAGAUCUAUGCCAUGAUAUUUGACAAUAACCAUGGCACGCUUAUUACAGGGUCAUCUGUCAUUGAUAUUUAUCCUCUAACCCGGAUGAUACAAGACACCAAACAGGUUCCACAAACACACGAAAGAAACAUCAACGUACUGGCUUACAACAGGGCUUUUCAUCAAGUUCUCACUGUCUGUGCCGAAUCUAUUGUGAAGGUUUGGGAGCUAGAAUCCGGGCACCAAAUCUACCAGAUUGAAGAUGCCCAUGGGCCUAAUAUUGAAGUGACCUGUGCAGCAAUUGAUAAAAAUGGGUUUCACCUUGCUACAGGAGCCUAUGAUGGAACGUUGAAAAUCUGGGAUUUUGGAAGUGGGCAGGAAAUUAAAGCUUUGCCUGUCACAAAUGACAGCAAAGAUGAUGAGCAGUGGCUGCUGCAGCUAGUUUAUCUGAAGGCUAGUGAGAGUCGGCAUGUGAUCCUGGCUUUGGAGCACAGUGGGAAGAUCCAAAUCAUUCAGGGUAAUGAAGGUGAACCUUAUCUGACUGUUACAUGGGAGCUCCCUGAGGCUGUGUCACUUAUUCUGCAAGGGAAUCCAGUCAUGUCUCUAUGUCUGAAACCCAAUGCCAGGAAAGUAAAUGGUUUUUUUCCAGAUGUUCAGCUGUUGUCUGAUACAGAACCUAAGAGAAAUAAUGAAAUCCAGAAUUUACCGCUGGGUGAAGAAAUGAAGUGCUUUGAUGUGUUAAAAGUAGAAGGAUACAGCUUGAUAGCUACUGGAAAUGCACAUGGUGCAAUAAUCUUGUGGGAUUUUGAAUCUGCUACUGUCAGAUACUUGGAUAAAACUUGUCAGGCUUGUCAAGAUGCUACCGGUCAAGUAUCUGGAGUCAAUGCUGUGCUAUUCCUGUUCCGGAGUGAUUUCUCUUCCAGUCACUCCUCCUCCACCACUUCAUCCCUUGUAAGUGAUAUGACUGCCACACAGGAUGCAGAAGGCAGCCACUUAAGUCUAAACAAGGAAGAUGUAAACAAUGGAGAGUCUCCAGCAACAGUAGACGGGGAAGAGACUACCAACGAGAAGGACGUGCAACCCUCUGACACCAAAAAAUCAGCCUCUGGCUUCUCCAGAAACACAGCUGGACAUACCUGCUCACCAAUACUGGCCUCUGCCCAUGAAAAUGGCUGUGUCUAUCUAUGGACUAUUGGGGGAGAUUUACUGAGAGAAGUUUUGCCCUUCACAAAGCAUCCUGCAAUUCCUCUGACUGCUUUGUGCACCGAUAUCUCUUCUAAAAUGCUUUUAGCGGCCACCAAGGAGGGGCAUAUUAUGCGCUGGAAUACUGGCUCAUUCCUGGAAGAUCCACAGGAUGAAAAUAAGCAAAUAAAGCAGCAGCUCUACUGGCGAGCUCAUUCCACCAAAGUGGUCAGCCUAUUCUAUGAGGAGGAGAAAAACCUGGUAGUGACGGCCUCUGUGGAUGGUUCUGUCAGGCUCUGGCACGCACCAAAUGGACACUAUGUUGGUUACUUCGGACAGCGCAGGGUGUUUGAAUUAUCCGAAUCCAGUGAUUUGAUUUUGCCCUGUGAUGUUAAUGAAUUUCCCAUUAUAAUCAAAGAAGACAGCAAGUACAUGGAAAAGAAGCAGAAGUUUGAAUAUCCUCUAAUACUGGACAGGAAGAAGUGGAAAUCAUUGACCAAAUCAUCCUUGCUUUCAAAAAAGCCUAGACCCUUCGAAGUGGAUCAGGAUUUCAAGUUUUUCAAAGCCCUAGCUUCUCCUAAGGUUAAUAGACAACCUUUGGAAAGUUUCAAGUCAGGAAACAAAGAGGCUGGUGUUGUGUUCGGCUCUAUACCUAUAUACAGGGUUCUCAGCCUAACAAGUCACAAAGCUCUCCACCAGUUGGGGUCAAAAGAGAAGCAAGACUCAGUUAACACUAUCUUCAAAAGGAUUAAGCAUCAUAGAUUUUAUGAGCCAUCACGUUUAUCCAAGAGAAGAAGUGCAAAAAAUAGCCAGGCUACAGCGGCAAAUGUGAUCCAGUCCUUUGCCACCUCCAUUUCCUUCCAAGGUGCAAAACCCUAAACUGCCACUGCUGUUAUCAAAAAUAAACCUUGAGAUCACCUGCAAAUCAUACGUAGUCAAAGUAAUUGCUACUGAUCUAAAGGAAUCAAACUAGAAAAGCCAAAGGAGGGAGCCAUAGACUGCAGGAGAAUCUGGGAUGAUGGUUGCUUACUAUCCUGUUUGUAGAAGCAAGUGAAGAAGAUGAACCCAUCAUCUGCACUGUCUCAACCAAGACACAGAAAGCAAAGCAGACAUACAGUGUCAAUAAUGCGCCUGUACUGAAUGAUUUUUGUGAUCAAUCAGACACAAUUCUAUAAUUCCUAAUUUUCCACCAAAUUUAACACUGGUCUGCUGUAAUACUUAGGAUGCCUUGUGGAAUGAUACAUGGGACCUUGCCUAUAUCUAUAUGUUCUCUUUAAUUUGCCCUUGGAACAGUCUAUAUCAUUAAUAUGUAGUAGAAUUUAUAGAUUGGCCUGUAUAUCUUAGGUACUUAUAUGGUCCCUAUCAUUGUAGCAUCUGAGUAUUUAAUGUAUUUCUCCUCACAACACACUGGUGAAGUUGAGAAGUACUAUUGUCCCCAUUUUUCUGAUGGGGAACUGAGGCACUGAUGGCUAGAUUCACAAAGGAACUUGGGUGCCUAGAAAAUCACUGGGGGUCACAAAACCCGAGUUCAGUGCUAGGUUAGAUGGGCAUCUCAGAAUGGAAUUCACAAAAGCCAUCAUGCUAAGUGAGGUGCUGCCUAACCUAGCCCAUGGUGCAUUUUUAUAAAGAAAACUAAUGCAUCACACAACUGUAACUUGCACUCUUAAACUAUGGUUUUAUUCCAUAAUGUUGCUUAUAUAAAUGUAUCUGAACCUAGAUAGUUUUUUCCAGUACUGGAAUAAAUUUCACCAUCACAAUUGGUCUGUAGUAAAGGUAGUGUCCCAUCAGAAUUCAAGAUAUAACAUGUCCAGACUGAUUGCCUUUUUGGAUAGAAUUAUACUCCUAACUGCUUUCCUCUGGUUUGAUUUGCUUUUCAGGGUAGAGUGCCUCCACCUACAUGAGUCAAAUUCUGUUAAACGCUUUCCUUUGUUAUAUAUCCUUCCUUGGCAGCUGAGUUUAAACAUGUCAAAUAUUGUCUCUGCAUAGAUCAAUCUUCCUUCACUGAUAUUCCAAACCUGACCGAUUCCAACACUGCUUUUCCCCACAAAGGUAGGGGGUUAGGCAUUUUAUGAAAUCUAAACAAAGAAAUGCACUUGCAGUCAGUGAUUCUCCAUAUCAGUCAGUGUGGCAUGUCAAAUCACAAAUAGUUUCAU
Chelonia mydas (Green sea turtle) is the source of this 4595-nucleotide messenger RNA. RefSeq names its product WD repeat domain 64 (gene WDR64). The coding region runs from base 1 to 3321 and encodes 1106 amino acids. The record is from RefSeq and is a predicted model, not a curated record. The transcript is spliced from 29 exons. NCBI's taxonomy places the organism in Eukaryota, Metazoa, Chordata, Testudines, Cheloniidae. Gene Ontology annotation, molecular function: protein binding.